Messenger RNA from Plasmodium berghei ANKA, 4110 nucleotides. RefSeq names its product armadillo repeat protein, putative. NCBI's taxonomy places the organism in Eukaryota, Apicomplexa, Aconoidasida, Haemosporida, Plasmodiidae. The record is from RefSeq and is a predicted model, not a curated record. Gene Ontology annotation, cellular component: cytoplasm; exon-exon junction complex. Bases 1 to 4110 code for a protein of 1369 amino acids. Gene Ontology annotation, biological process: nuclear-transcribed mRNA catabolic process, nonsense-mediated decay. The transcript has a single exon.
AUGGAUAGUGAUAAAAAAAAUUUGGAAGAAGAUAUUGGGUGUCCAAAUGAUGAAACAGAAAAUGAUAUAUUACGAAAUAAAAUUGUAAAAAAAAUAGACAAAAAAAAUAAUGAUGAAAAUAAGAAAAAUGAAAAAAAUAAUGAAGAGAUAAAAAAAAAAAUGAGCAUUAUUGAAAUACAUAAAUUUAUUAAUCGACUAAAAAAUACAAAUAUAAAAAGUUUAGAAAAAAAUGAUUUAAUAAAAUUAGAAAAUGAUAUAAAAACACUAAAUAUAAGUAAAUAUUUAAGUGAAAUAAUUAGUUAUAUUUUAAAUUUAAGUUUAUAUAUAAAUAAAUAUUCCGAUCUAUUUAUUCUAUUAAAUAUUUUAAAAUAUAUUUGUCUAAAUUAUAACAAUGUAGAUUAUUUAAUUGAAAAGUUAAUAUUCAUUAAAUUUUUUAAACUUGAUGAAAAAGAUAAAAAUUAUUUUUUUAUUAUUUUUCAUGAUAUAUAUAAUAAUAUAGAUGAACAUAUUUAUACAUAUUAUGAUAAAACAAAUUCUUUAGAAAAUAUUCAAUUUUAUGAAAAUAUAAUUUCUGAUGAAAAACGUAUUUCUGAAAUGGAGACAAAAAUUAAUACAAAAUGUGAAACCUCUGAGUUUUGGAAUUUAGAGAUUCAAGAAAACGAUAAUAAAAAAACUGGGGAUCUCAAAAUAGAACAAAGCUAUGUUUGGACACAAAAAUUAAAUAAAAUUAAAAGUGAGGUUUUUAAAAAAAUGGCAUCAUAUAUUUAUAAAGAAAAUCAUGAAAAUAUUGAAAACCAAACUUUUUUAUUUCAGAAUAAUUUAAUUUUUAGUUCACUAAAUGGAAAACAAAAUUACAACAAUAACAAGAUGGAAUUUGUUUCUUUUCCUAUUCAGGCAAAUUUGGGAAAUGAUAUGAAUAGUAAAAAUAAAAUAUGGUCAAAAAAUAAUUUUGAAAAAAAAAUAUAUAUUCAAGAAAUGCUAAAGGAUUGUAAUAUUUUUAAAAAAAUAGAAAAACAAAAUAAUCUGAGAAAAAUAUUAUUAUGUUUAUACUUUGAAUUGGUGUUACUUAAAAUGUGUAAUAAUAAAGAUAUGCUGAUAUAUAUGUUUAUAAAUAUAACAUUUUAUUCGUCUUUAAAUAUAGAUCCAAAUAUUUCAGGAACGGAAACAGGAAAAGGAUUAAAAAGUUCUUUGUCAAAAUUAGGGCCAUAUCCUUAUAAUAUUGAAAAAAAAAAUAAUGACAAAUUAAAUGAAGCAGAUACAUUAAAUAUGAUUAAAAGAUGUUUGAGUGUUAAUGCAAUAGUUGCAUAUGAUUAUUUUUUUACAAAUACAAUGAGCUUAUUUAGUGAUAUAAAAUAUUUGUCGAAUUCGUGUAAGGAACAUGUGGACAAAGUGGAUGGAAUCGAAGAAAAAAGAGAAAGUGAAGGAAAAAGCGGAAUCGAAAAAGAUGAACCUCGAAACAAGUUUAACUUAGACCAUAUGAAAGACGUAAAAAAAUAUAUAGUAGAAUUUUUUAACAUUUUUUAUAAGUUUGGUAUAUAUAAAAUAUUGAUAUAUUUAUAUGCAGAACAUGUAGAUAACGAAUAUAGAGAUAACAGUAAAAAAUUAACAUCAAAUGAUUAUUUUUUUAAAAUAUAUAACAAAAGUAAAAAAUUUUGUCUUUUUUUUACACACUUAAAUAAAUAUAAUUUAAAUCAAAUUCAAAUAGAAGGUAUACAAUUAUUGGGAGUUGAUAAAAAUAGCUAUAAUUAUAUAAUAAAUUCAGAUUUUAUAAAGAAACAAAAAAAUAAAACACAAACAUUUUUAGAAUUAUCCAACAACUCUUUAAUAACUAAUCAAAAAAAUAACAAUUGUGUAGACAUUGAACAUGAUGAAAUAUGCUAUGAUUGGAAUAAUAAUGAAGAAAAAAAUUUUUAUACAGUUUUUCCAGAAUAUUCUAAUAUUAAUAUAAAUUUAAAUGAUGAUGAAAAUGACGAAGAAAAUAGUAUUAUAGAAGGUGUUGAGAAUAAAAAUUUGAUUGAAAAGGAUGGAGAAAAUAUUUUAAAAAAAAAAAAAAGUAAACAUAAUGAAUUUCUUAAUUAUACUAACAAAAUAAUUAAUAUUAAUAAUGAAAAAGAUCUUGAAAAUAUGGUUAUGAUUUUUUUAUUAAAUUAUAAUACAAAGAAAAAAAGAAAAAUAAUUGCAACAAAAAUUACAUAUUUAAAUAAAAUCACUCUUAAUUUAAUACCAUUCUAUUGUAGAUAUAUAGCUAUUAUAAAUAAAUAUACUAAAGAUAUUUGUUUGAUCAUAAUAGAUGAAUUAAAACGAAUUAUUGAAAAAGAUGUAAAAAACAAAUUACCAUGUCAAAAUAAAAAAAUGAAAUGUAUAAAAUAUAUUUGUGAAUUAGUUAAAUUCAAAUUAUUAGACAUGUCUUAUAUAUUGGAUAUUUUAAAUUUAUUAAUUGAAAAUUUUACACAAGAUCAUGCAGAAUUGUGUUUUUAUAUUUUAGAAAAUUCUGCCAUAUUAUUAGUAAGCAAUUCAAAAACACAUAUACGUUUUUUAUAUAUAUUACAAAAAUUAAAAAAAAUUAAAAAUACAAAAAAUAUAUCAUCGUCAUUAGAAAACAUAUUUGAGGAAUGUUGCAUUAGGGUGAAGAAAUAUUUAACAGAAAAAACAAAAAAAAAUAUGUCUUUUUCAAAUAAAAAUGUAAAUUUUGAUUUAAAUAAAAUUAAUUAUAAAGGGGACAGUAUUUCUAAUAAAUUAACUAAUCAAUAUAAAAAAAAAAAAUAUUUUUUAAAAAAAUUAUUAUUUCAAGAUAUCAAUGCUAAUAAUAAUGAUGAAAAUAUAUAUCUUAUAUCUAAAUAUAUAAGAAAAUUUAAUUGGGAUGAAAAAUUUAUAAGUCAUUUUUUAAAUAAAUAUAUUUAUAAAUAUUUAAAAUAUAUGAGUAUUUAUCAAAUAAAUAAAAUAGCAUCUCUAUUAUAUUACAUAGCUAUUUAUAAGCCUCAGUUUGUAAUACAUAUUAUUGAUAAUUUAAAUGAAAAAAUUAUAAAAAGUUUUGAAGAAAAUGAUUUUAAAAAUUUUGCAUAUCUUAUACAAUAUGCUCACUUAUUUUCGGGGUUAUAUAUUUAUAAAAUAUUAAACUCAUCAAAUGUUUUUGAUAUGUUAUAUUUUUUACUUUCAUUUUCAGAUGCUAGUAUGUCGAACGCUUCAAAUAUUUUUGAGAUGUAUAAACUGUUUUCUCAAAACUUAAAAUUUAUUAAAAUGUUUAAAAAUAAAAUAUUACCAAAAAAUAUUUUAAUACCAAAUGAAGAAAAUAGAAAAAUAAAUUUCCAAACUGUUUGUGAUUUGUCUAACAUGCCACUUAAAAGUGGCGAAAAUAAAAGGGAAUUGUUUUAUUAUGAUGGUGAUAUAGAAAAUUUUUCUAAAUUUUUGUUUAUAAAUAAUAAGAACCCGAUUUUAAAUAAUAUGUUAAAUGAUCAAGACAAUAACAGUUUUAUUAAUAUUAGAAUGAUAUGUAUAAUUAUAGAAAACUGUUUUAAAUAUUUUAAUAACAUUCCGUUGUUAAAAUUCAAAUUAAAUAUAUUUUUUUUAUUUUUUAUUCGGUUUUUAUUAAUAUUUGAAUCAUUGCCCAUAUAUAUUAAGAUUACCAUAGAUAAUAUACUAAAGCAAGGUGGUUUGAGUAUGUCUUAUUUUAAAACAAUAAAAGAUGUUGAUAAAAUAUUGUUUGUAAUUUUAAAUUAUGAAUAUAAAAUAUUUCAAAAUGAGAUAAAAGAAUAUGACAAAAAUAAUGACGAACUCCUCUUCUUCGAUUCUGAUUUAAAUUUUAAAUUUGAAAAUGAUGAAAAUAAAGAUAACAAAAAAUUAGUUAGCAAUACUUCGACAAAAUAUAUAAAAGAUAUAAGACAAAAUAAGAUAGGCAAUAAAUCGGAUUUAAAUGAAAAAAAUACAAGUAGCAGUUUUUCAGAAUAUAACCAAAUUGAAAUCAAUGAAAUGGAUAACGAAAUUAACCAAAUCAUAAAGGAAUCCAUAGAUGAAAAUAGAUUAACAAAAAAUAAGACACAGACAUCAGUGAAUUACAAAAAAAAGUUUUAUUUACAAUCUUUUAUUAAGAAAGGAAUCGUUAAAUUGUGUUGA